Messenger RNA from Polyodon spathula (Mississippi paddlefish), 2405 nucleotides. RefSeq names its product neutral and basic amino acid transport protein rBAT. NCBI's taxonomy places the organism in Eukaryota, Metazoa, Chordata, Actinopteri, Acipenseriformes, Polyodontidae. Bases 1 to 1566 code for a protein of 521 amino acids. The transcript has 9 exons. Gene Ontology annotation, biological process: amino acid transport; carbohydrate metabolic process. The record is from RefSeq and is a predicted model, not a curated record.
AUGGUUUUGAAGGGUGACCAGGAGGCAGCAGCUGCUCUGUCUGUGAGCGGGCGGUACUGCGAGACAGAGCCUCUCCUGGGCUCUACCUCCGCUCUCAUGUGGGCACCACUGGGGCAGGAGGAGCUGAGAUCCCAGGCAGGGGGGUUCAGGUGGCGGGCGUUGCGCUGCAGUCUGCUCACAGUCUUCUGGCUUGCCUGCCUGGCGAUGCUGGGCACAGCCACCACCAUCAUUGUUCAAACUCCACGUCCAGCGCUACCCCGCCUGCACUGGUGGCAGAAGGAUCUGUUCUACCAGCUCGAACCCUCUCUCUUUCUAGAUACCAACCAGGACGGUAUUGGAGACAUCAAUGGUAUCCGGGCUGGCCUGCCAUACUUGCUGUCUCUGAGGGUGGGGGCUCUGAUUCUGGGACCCCUCUUCUCAAGUCUCGGGGGAUCCGGAUCUCCACCCAACCUCACUCAAAUCAACCAGACCCUGGGAUCCAUUGAGGACUUUGAGGAGCUUAUUGCUCACAGCAACUCCCUGGGAAUCAGGAUCCUGCUGGAUCUCUGCAGUGUUGAGCCAUGGCACCCUGAAACCCUCAACAUCUCUAGUAAUCACACUCUGCCUGACCCAAACACCAGCCACCUGGGAACAGUGAAGAGUGCCCUGCAGUUUUGGUUGGAGCUGGGAGUGGCUGGAUUCAGGAUUUGUGACGCAGAAGCUGGUAGCUCAACGCAGGCCCUAGAGGAAUGGCAAGCGACGAUUAAAGUCUACAGCUCGAAGGAGGGCGAGAAUGAAAGGAUCCUGAUUGUCUCGUCCGAAUGGGAGGAUGGUGUUAUUGUGAAACGCUCCUUAGCCGAUCUCUUCACCCGCCCCCUGCUGCCUCCCUCGAGGGGAAACCUCUCCGCGCAGGAAGUGGCCGACGCAGUGGAGCAAGCGUUGUGCACACCGCCAGAGGCGUGGCCUAGCUGGACGCUAGGGGGUCCCAAGGUGGGCCACUUGGUCUCUCUGGUGGGUGAACUACAGCGCCUCUUCAGUGUCCUCACCUUCACUCUGCCCGGGGCACCGUUCCUUUACUACGGGGACGAGAUCGGCCUUCAUGAGCAGCAGAACAACUCUGUGACGGAGCUGCCUUCUAUGAGGUGGGGCUCAUACCAAAUCUCUGGGACUGUGCGACAUCCCACAGGAUCCCCCGGAGGGGCUGAGGCACAGAUUUCGGUCGAGGCUGAGCUGAAGGAGAAGCAUUCAAUUCUCAAGCUCUUCAAAUCUCUAAGCCAGGCCAGGGCUCUGGAAGUGGCCCUGCAGUGUGGGAAUUUCACUCUGCUUCCCUCCAUCACCACCACCCCCUCCCCAUUUCUGGCUUUUCUACGCUCCUGGGAGUGCAUCCACUUCCUCGUCCUGCUGAACUUUGGCCAGCAGGAGGCGGUGCUGACAGACCAUUUGACUCCCGGCCUGCCCACGCGGGGCACCAUAGUGGUCAGCUCCAGACUGGACCGCCAGGGAGCAGUGGCACUGGACACUCUGCGGUUGCAGCCAAGAGAGGCCUUAGUGGUUAAGUUUAUUGAUACUGGCUACAAUAGGUCCUAGCGCUCUUUCCACUACACAGAAUUUCACAAGGGCUGGAUUGAAAAUCCCUCUUUCAUUUAGGUUAAAGACUAAAACUUUUAGAAGCGUACCACAGUAAAAGCACAACACAGUGUAAUAAAGCAUAGUGAAUGCAUGGUAAAGCACAGGUAAUCAUUUUAAAAGAACAGAAGUAUGGUAAAGCAGAUUCAUAAAUGUAGCAAACCAGGGUGCACCAUUCACAAAAAAUUGUGCAGAAAUACAGUGGUACAUUUUAAUAAGCAAAGUAGAUUGAUAUGGCCUUUGAAUUGCGUAUUCCCUUAUUAUUUUAUGUUUGCAUUUUUUUAAAUCUCUAUAUCUGCCUUUGCUUGGCUUUGAGCUUGUCAGGAGACUCCUUUCAAUUAUUCUAGCAUAGAGGAAUAUAGAGGGUGGGGCUUGUAGAAUUGAAAGCUCACAUUGUUACUUGACUUGAAUGGAAUGAGGAAGAAUGUUGGUUUGGUGCUGGCAACGAUGGCAUGAUAUUUUAAGCCACUUCUUCGUCUAGUUUAACAUUGAAUAUAAAUCUGUCUUAAUCAAAAAUUUGAGAUAAGCAUAGCAGAUCUCACUGUAUUCAAUGUAAGAUUCACUAAAUUCAUUUUGAUUGCUCCUGAAGACAGUUGGUUUAUUGAAGUAUGAAAGACUGAUAUUUAAUGAUUUUUCGGGAGCAGUGGCAUUGUCACAUGACUAGUUUCACUAACAGAGAAUUACAUUAAAGUUUAUUAUAAGAAUCAAAAACCAAAAGGACAGCCUUCAUUUCAUUUACUUUCUAAAACGAUACAGCUGGGUGCAAAUGCAAACCAAGUCAUUAUCUUAUAUAUAUCAUU